Molecule: messenger RNA, 1349 nt
Organism: Punica granatum (pomegranate)
Lineage: Eukaryota; Viridiplantae; Streptophyta; Magnoliopsida; Myrtales; Lythraceae
Source: RefSeq, a predicted model, not a curated record
AAAGGGGCAGUGACGAUCAAAACUUCAAUCUUCGUAACUGCGAGAGCAAUGUCAUCGUAAACUAAAAAUCGUAAUUUAGUUUACGGAAUUAAAAAAAUGGACCCCAUUGCCUAAUCCCGGCCGUCUCCAACUUUCAGCCAUUAUAUCAAUCAAUAGCCUCGGCAGCACCGGCGGAUAAGAUUGAACGAUCGCGUCAGCCCUCGACGGAGAGAAGAAGGGGAAGACAACGGGUAGUUCGAUCGACCGCCGAUCAGCACAGCCGCCGGGAACCUCGAAAGCCUCUCAUCAGUUCCACACCCGAUGUGUAUAGCCGUCUUCCUAUGGCGGUGUCACCCGCUUUACCAGUUCUUCCUCCUCCACAACAGAGACGAAUACCAUGACCGGCCAGCAGAAGCUCUGGCAUGGUGGGAUAGUGAGGGAGUGCAAAUACUGGGAGGGAGAGAUGUCUUGGCUGGUGGGACUUGGCUUGCCUGUUCGCGGAAUGGGAGACUGGCUUUUAUUACGAAUUUCCGGGAAGUCGAAAAGAUCCCUCAGGCUAAGACCAGAGGAGACCUCCCCGUUCGGUUCUUGCAGAGCAAGCAGAGUCCAUUGGAGUUUGCACGCGAGGUCGUGAAGGAGACGCACCGGUACAAUGGAUUCAACCUGAUAGUAGCUGACUUUAUAUCUGAAUCCAUGGUUUACGUGACCAAUAGACCAAAAGGGAGUUCAGGUUUCAUGUCCAAAGUCUCCCCGGGGCUUCAUGUCCUCUCAAAUGCAAGUCUAGACUCCCCUUGGCCUAAGGCGCAGAGAUUGAGGGACGGUUUCAAAGAACUAUUGGACAGACAUGGACAUAGCGAACUCCCUGCAAAAGAGAUGGCUUGUGGACUGAUGAUGAGCACGAUUAAGGACGAAGAUCAGAGCUUACUCCCCGGUAUCUAUCCUCCUGAAUUUGAAUUCCCGGCAAGUUCAGUAUUCGUGGACUUCGAUAGCCCGCUGGGUCGAUACGGGACAAGGAGCACGUCAGCUGUAUAUGUGAAGUUGAAUCGAGAAGUGAGUUUUUUCGUAAGGAAUCUCGAGAAGGAAGCAUGGAAAGAGGAGGUUGUCACGUUCUCUAUAGAAGCAGAUUGACGUUUUUCCUGAAAUACCGUAUGUUAUGCUGGCUGUAACAUUGAAUAAGGUCCGGAAUCCAGCCGUUGCAACUGCAAUGCUUCAUUCUGAUUUUUCAUUGCAAUUGGGAUCGUUUCGCCUACCAUCUUGGUAGGUCAUUUCAUACUGAUCGUGAAUGUGGUCAUUUGAGCUUCGGGACACUGGAUUUGACGUUGGUUGUUUUGAGGCCCGGAACACCGGACUUGGACUUGAUUUUCCUGGAA